Messenger RNA from Aphanomyces astaci, 420 nucleotides. RefSeq lists its product as hypothetical. Bases 1 to 420 code for a protein of 139 amino acids. The record is from RefSeq and is a predicted model, not a curated record. NCBI's taxonomy places the organism in Eukaryota, Oomycota, Saprolegniomycetes, Saprolegniales, Verrucalvaceae. The transcript has a single exon.
AUGACACGCUUUGAAAAGUUUAACGAAGGCGGCGUACCUGAAACGCAUGUUCACGCGGAGUGGCUGGAGCGCCGCGUUGAGCUUCGGCGUGAACUGCUUUGCUUACCUGCAGCAGCAAAAAAACGUGUUGGUCGCAAGCGCAUUGACGUCGCCGGACGCAUUCUUACCCUAGAACUCAUGCACGAAAUCGAUCAAACGAAGAAAGAACGGGAUGCAGCGGCUAAGAAGACAAAGGAGAUGCGUGCAAUCCGAGUCAAAAAGAAAACGAAAAAUGAAAUUACCUCGAUCGGCGCUGACGAGCAAGGCCUUGAUGAUGUGGACGGUGACGAAAACAAUGUCGGCGACGACAACGAAGACGGCGAAAACAACGAUGACGCAGAGCUGGCUGAAUUCGUUUGCCUAGAGGAAGUAGUGGUUUAG